ACAUUUAGCCGCGGUAAUCAACCUGCCAGCCAGAUGGCUAUUGUAGAGGCGAGUCACAGUGUUGGCAUGACACAAGAAAAUCUACCAGACUACCAGGCAGGACUAAAUACUGCGGAAGAAAAUUAUUUAGAUUCAUAUGGGUCUUCUUGUACUCGUUGUGGAGACCCUUUUCAGUUAAAUGAAAAAGUCGUGCAGACAAAAGACAGCAACUAUCACGUGAAAUGUUUUGUCUGCGCCCAGUGCUUUCAACCUUUUCCGGACGGUGUUUAUUACGAAUUUGAUGGCCGAAAAUAUUGCGAACAUGAUUUCCACGUUUUAUUCGCACCUUGUUGUGGAAAAUGUGGUUGUUUCAUAAUUGGCAGGGUCAUUAAGGCAAUGAAUUUCAAUUGGCAUCCCGAUUGCUUUCGCUGUCAGAUCUGUGAUAAGUGUCUUGCAGACGAAGGCUUCGUUAAACUACAUGGAAGAGCUGUUUGUCACGCAUGUAAUGAACAUGAGAAAGCAUCUGGUUUGUCAUACAUCAUUUGUCACAAAUGCCGAGCUGUUGUUGAAGAAGGACAGCAGUUGAAGUAUCGCUCUGAAGUGUAUCAUGCAUAUCACUUCUCGUGUGCAUCUUGUGGUUCGGAGCUUUCUUCUGAUGCUAGGGAAAAGGAUGGAGACCUAUACUGUCUUCGUUGCCAUGACAAGAUGGGAAUUCCUAUAUGUGGUGCUUGCAGACGGCCAAUUGAAGAACGUGUAGUUCAUGCUCUAGGAAAAACGUGGCACGUGGAACACUUCGUUUGCGCUCGUUGUGAAAAGCCAUUUCUGGGUCUCGUCAUUAUGAGAAGAAAGGUUUGGCUUAUUGUGAAUUACAUUACCAACUGUUGUUUGGAAUGCUUUGCUAUUCUUGUAAUCAAGUUAUUCCUGGAGAGACUGUUUACGCACUGAACAAAGCAUGGUGUGUGGAUCAUUUUGGUUGCAGCGUAUGCGAUAGACGACUAAGUCCAAAUGCUGCCAACACUAGUGUCGCUGUGAAUGGUUUCGAUCAUUUAAACAGUUUUUACUGCAAAAGUACUUUCCAUUCAGAGAAGCAAACCACCUAUAGGAAAAGCAGUGUUGUUCAACCACAAAAGUGUCAUUCAUAGCUCACUUCCGAUUCCGCCACAGAAACUUGUACCUAUAAAGAAACUUAAACUAUUAAGAUAGUGGUUUCAUACAGUAUAUUCGUCUUUGUUGGUAGCAGGCAGCAAAAUGCUGCAUGAAACAGAAUGUGACUACUGUAUCACAUAAAUCACUUGGUCUGUGUUGAACAUGUAACACAAAAUAAAUGUAUCUUGUACGUGAUUACUUAUAUCAGAUGUCAGUAUACAAAGGCCAUUGUAAAAUAUAUUCGAGUCCCCAUUUUGCAAUGUUGUUGACUUGCAUUCUUAAGUUGUAUUUCCUUCACUUAUAGAACUAAAUUUUAUGAAUUUGACUACAAACCAGUAUGCAAGUCAUGUUACGACCUGUUCCCGAUCGAAUUACGCAAACGCAUUGCGAAAAUGCAUAAGAUGGAAGAUUGAGACGAACUUCAUGUUCAGUAUAUGGGUUUCCACGAAAUAUUGCUUAUUCGAUCUGCUGCGAUCUCAAAUUUACUGCAGCUUCUGAUAACAUAAUAUCUACAAACAUACUUCGCAUCUUUUGUUUUUUUAUUCGCUUAGAUUUGUAAAUGGACCUGGUCUUUGGCUGAUUUAUAACCUAAAAAUAAAGUGCUUAAAAUUACG
This is a messenger RNA of Heterobilharzia americana, 1739 nucleotides long. The record is from the annotation of a GenBank genome assembly. NCBI's taxonomy places the organism in Eukaryota, Metazoa, Platyhelminthes, Trematoda, Strigeidida, Schistosomatidae.